AUGACAGCAACAGAGAAUAGCCUCACUGAAGAACUCUGUGAGUUGAAGGAGCAACUCAGGCUACUGCAGGUGGCACCGCUGACGGAACAAGCAACUUACUCGCAACAGCACGUACAAGUGAACAUUCCGAAAUUUAACAAGGCAAAUCCAGACCUUUGGUUCGCACAAUCGGAACGUCUAUUUACUUUGAACAAUGUCGUGGCAGAUGGUCGUAAGUUCGACUUAGUGUCGGUGCUUCUUGAGGCUGACAUUGCCCGUGCCGUCGAAGAUCUACUAUUAAAGCCACCUAAAAGCGACAAAUACAACGCAUUGAAGCAAAGAUUACUUGAUAAAUUCGCGGAGUCAAACGACUCUAAACUCAGAAGACUAUUGCAUGGCGGCGACAUGACGGGUAAAAAGCCUACAGAAAUUUUAGCACAUAUGCGUCGUCUAGCUCCGUCUACAGGCUGUGAAAGUAUUUUACGUACGUUGUUUAUAGCUGAGCUACCUAAAAACAUACGUCCGCUCAUAUCUGUAUGGGAGGAUAAAGAUCUAGAUAAAUUGGCAAAAAUGGCAGAUAAAAUUCUGGAAACCAGUGAUACGGACUCUGCAUAUGCAAUGUCAGCAGUAGUGUCACUGCCGGAGCAGAAAAGGCAAGAGGUAGAUGCAAUAAACAGCAAAAAACUCGACGUAAUAGAUGUUGCGUUAACACUGCGCUCACUCUCUGAGAAAGUCGACAAGCUAAGUGAGGAGGUGCGUUACUGCAGAAAGAGUACAUUUUCUCGUUCACAGAAUGGGAAUGAGGGAAGUGACAAGAAGUCACUUUGUUAUUAUCACACCAAGUUCGGCGAUAAUGCACGUAAAUGCCAACCAAAUUGUAAGUGUUUCCAACAGUUAAACUAA
Molecule: messenger RNA, 882 nt
Organism: Rhagoletis pomonella (apple maggot)
Lineage: Eukaryota; Metazoa; Arthropoda; Insecta; Diptera; Tephritidae
Exons: 1
Coding region: 1-882 (293 amino acids)
Source: RefSeq, a predicted model, not a curated record